Molecule: messenger RNA, 1404 nt
Organism: Fusarium pseudograminearum CS3096
Lineage: Eukaryota; Fungi; Ascomycota; Sordariomycetes; Hypocreales; Nectriaceae
Exons: 1
Coding region: 1-1404 (467 amino acids)
Molecular function (GO): protein binding
Source: RefSeq, a predicted model, not a curated record
AUGGAAAAGGUGCCUAGCGAAGUCUUCGACUUGAUAAUCAGCGAACUGGUUGAUGGUUGGACCGUUGAUGACCUCUGCCGAGCUCGCCUUGUCUGCCGCAGUUGGAAUCAACACGCCAUAAAACACCUCUUUGGUACAGUCACACUUUACAACAGAGACAAGACGAUAGACAAUGAUUUCCAGUCGUGGAACAACUUGAUGAGCCUACAGGUUGUUAAAGACAACGCGCACCGUGUCAUCAUUGAAACUUGCCCUCCUAAUCUACGCAAAGGCCACCUCAGAUGGGACCUGUGGGAAGAAGAAGGCCGAUGGCCUGAGUUCACGUCUGCCAUUGAUAGAAUCAUCGACCUUGAUCACUUGCAGGCGAUUGAAGUGCGGUUCUCGUCUGAAUGUCGCGGGUUUGAUGAGUCUGCUGCUGCUUAUUACAGAGGCAACGACGAUCGAGAGAUGAGGAGUGCUCGUGAAGCUGCAUUGAAGGCUGUCUACAAGGCAGUGCAACAGAGAGAAGAACGAAGCCUCCAAGAUGGGGCUGAGAUAUCACCGAUCCGAGAGCUGAACUUAUGCAACCUCCAGAAUACUCAUCCGCCAGAGGGACUGGUGAAUGGCCUUUUCAAGGAUGUGGAACGUUUACAUAUCCGGAUGCUAGAUGAACAAAACGAAGGGGAAGACCUUGGUGAUUUCGAACUUGCAGAGAGAUUCGACUUUGACCAUAUUCUCGAACACGAAAUACUGGUACCGAUCAUGGACCAACUGGUGGAACUUAAUCUCUCGUCUCAUUACGAAUGGGGUUUGUUGCCAGCACGAUUUGAGGGCAAGGAGCUUAAGUUUCUGAACCUCAAAACACUAAGGUUGGGGAACUUUGUCAUCGGCCACUUCGAUCAACUCGAAUGGAUUUUUGACCAAAAGUCCCUGACAUGUCUUCGACUACACGAAUGUCAGAUAGUCACCCAUUUCCACUUUCUGGAAUCCACAGUACGAGAGUGGGAGAUAAACACCAGCGACUGGGAGCAAUUUGAUGGUGGACCGUGGUUCAUUGACCAUCCCUACACCGACAGCGAAUUUUGGACCUUUGACUUGAAGUGGAAGAACGUAUUCGAUCAGAUUAGCAAGUCUCUACCGAAACUGGCCGAGUUUGGCGUGACUUGGGGUUAUAGCUACGACUGGUAUUCUGAUAUGCACUGUGCACCUCCUAGCGACGUUAUGACAUCGCGCUAUACGACGUUUGACAUGUCAGCUAUGCCUUGGGCUUUUACUGCAGAGUUUGGAGAGGGAUUUCAAAAUGAUGAGGAUGGGCAGGAGAGUUCUUUGGAGUUUCAUGAUCGUACUUAUGGGGAGGAUGCUCGGGCAUUGAAUGAUUUGCUCCAGGCGACGUUCGAGAGACGACGACAGCCUAGAUACGUCUAG